Tribolium castaneum (red flour beetle) is the source of this 2438-nucleotide messenger RNA. Its product is annotated as glucose dehydrogenase [FAD, quinone]. Gene Ontology annotation, molecular function: oxidoreductase activity, acting on CH-OH group of donors; flavin adenine dinucleotide binding. The transcript is spliced from 3 exons. Lineage: Eukaryota; Metazoa; Arthropoda; Insecta; Coleoptera; Tenebrionidae. The coding region runs from base 92 to 2263 and encodes 723 amino acids. The record is from RefSeq and is a predicted model, not a curated record.
CAGUUCAGAGUCGCGGGUUUGACCAAAUAACAGUUCCACCGGUUAUUUAACGUUAAUCCGAACCUGUUUUUUACUCAGUCAAUAGCAAGCGAUGGAGUGUGGUUGUGCGGCGCCCUACAUCGGUCCGUCCCUGGCCAACACUUGCGGGGGCGGCGCUUUUGUCCUCUUCAUGAGCCUUUUGGACACUUUCAUACGGAACAAAUGCGACUUGUCCGAAAUCUGCCAAAGAGUCGUUCCGAAAACGCAGCCUGACAUAGAGUACGACUUUGUGGUGAUCGGGGGCGGCAGCGGCGGUGCGACGGCGGCAGGAAGACUCUCGGAAGUCCCCGAGUGGAAGGUUUUGUUGAUUGAAGCCGGCGGUGACGAACCACCAGGGUCCCAAGUGCCUUCGAUGGUUAUAAGCUACCAUGGAGACCCACACAUGGACUGGAACUACAAGACGGAACCGGAACAACAGGCAUGUCUUGGAUUUCCGGAAAAGAGGUGUUCCUGGCCUAGAGGGAAGGUUUUGGGUGGGUGCAGUGUCAUCAAUGGGAUGAUGUACAUGCGGGGGCAUCCUAAGGAUUACGAUAAUUGGGCCACGAUGGGCAAUACGGGAUGGGGGUACCAAGACGUACUCCCAGUUUUCAAAAAAUCAGAGGAUAAUCUGCAAAUUGGUACUCUUGUCGAUGCUGCUUAUCAUGGUACUGGUGGGCCAAUGACCACGUCCCGGUUUCCGCAUCAUCCCGAAUUGGCAGAAGACGUUAUGCAGGCGGCGAAGGAGUUGGGAUAUCCUGUCAGUGACGAUUUGAAUGGGCGACAGUACCAUGGGUUUACUAUAGCCCAGUCGAGUGUGAGGAACGGAUCUCGUCUAAGCAGCGCCCGGGCAUUCCUCCGUCCGGGCCGCGACCGCCCCAACCUCCACGUCAUGCUGAACUCCACCGCGACGAAAAUUCUAAUAAACAGCAGCAACAACCAGAAGACAGUUUCAGGCGUCCAAUUCCUCUACAACAAUAAAUUACACACAGUCAGAGUAAAGCGGGAAGUCGUCGUUUCCGCAGGAGCCAUCAACUCGCCGCAAAUUCUCCUCUUAUCCGGCAUCGGCCCCAAAGAAGAAUUAGACAAAGUUAACAUUCAACAAGUCCACCAACUCCCCGGCGUCGGUAAAAACCUCCACAACCACGUCACUUUCUACAUGACGUACGAAAUGAAAAAGCAGAAAGCUGUCCAUGACCUGGACUGGGCCCACGCUCUGGAUUACAUCCUCAAUCGGCGAGGGCCGAUGUCUUCGACGGGCAUGUCACAAGUCACGGCGAGGAUCAACUCGAAAUUCGCUGAUCCUUCGGGAACUCAUCCCGAUUUGCAGAUCUUCUUUGCCGGGUAUUUGGCGAACUGUGCCGCCUCCGGGGAAGUGCGGGCGGCUAAGGAUCCAGAACAUCCAGACGCUCCGAGACAUCUGACGAUCUCGCCGGUGGUGCUGCAUCCAAAGAGUAGGGGGCACAUCGGAUUGAAGUCGAACAAUCCGUUAGAUCCCCCGCUCAUGUAUGCCAACUAUUUGAGCGAACCGGAAGACGUCGCGACGCUAGUCGAGGGAAUCAGAGUGACGCAGAGAUUGGCCAAUACGAGCGUCCUUCAGAACAAGUACGGCCUGACUUUGAUGCGCGACGAAUACGGGGAUUGCGAGAAAAAAUUUACGUAUGAUUCGGAUGACUUUUGGCAAUGCGCAGCUCGCUACUAUACCGGGCCGGAGAACCACCAAGCGGGCUCUUGUAAGAUGGGUCCGGCCUCCGACCCCAUGGCUGUGGUCGACCCCAAACUCCAAGUCUACGGUAUUGAGGGGCUCCGUGUUAUGGAUGCCUCGAUCAUGCCAGCCCUAGUCUCUGGAAACACGCACGCUACCAUUGUUAUGAUUGCUGAUAAAGGCGUCGAGUACAUAAAGCAAAAAUGGUUGCGUGGUGGUACUAUUGCGAACAGGUUUGGGGGUGGAACCAGUCAGAGUAAUCAAAACGCACCUCACUUUUACCCAUCGGCUAGUUCAAAUUAUCCCAAUUACCCUAAACAACACGCUCCGUAUCAUUACCAACAGGGAGUAAAAAGUACGGGAUUUAGGCAUAAUGAGCAAUUCCACAGGAAUCAUCCCCAAAUGCCUAAUCCUUUCAUGUCGACGCCUAGGCCACAAAGGGCGUAUAAUCAGCAGGGAUUUAAUCAAGGGUAUCAAGGAUACCAACAUAAUUAUCCCGACUACCAACAGGAUCAAGAAUAUAACAAUUUCAAUGCAUAUUAAUAGUUGUAGUUAGGAAACACCUAUUUCUUGGUGUUUUAAAGUUUUAGCUUGUUAGGAUUUUUUUAUUUAUUUGUAGAAGCCACAAACUGAGAGUAAGAGAACGGGAAAGUAGAAGCAACAAAUUUUUUAUUUUUAUUAUGACAAUUUAAAAAUAAAUUUCUUAUCAACAACAAAA